AUGAUUCUCUUCUCACGAUACCAUCUCUUCGAGAUCGGGGAUCAGUCCUGGUGUCCUGAAUGGAUGAGGGCGUACAUCCAAUCUUGUCUAACUCGGGUCUGGAAUUUGCACAUCCCGCCUUUCAGCAAGACCCCUCCAGCAGGUAUAGCUGCCGAUCUUAUUCGCGAGCACGUAAAGGAUCCCGACUCCUUCACAUUUGUUGAUCUCUGUGCGGGUGCAGGCGGGCCAACCGCAACCCUCGAGCAUGUCUUGAAUGCGAAACUCAGAGCGAAGGGCAAGGGAGCGGCGCGAUUUGUUCUUACGGAUCUCCACCCUCGCUUGGAGGAAUGGUCCGCCAUCAGCAGACGUCAGGAAAAUAUCUCGUUCAUCUCCGAGAGUAUGGACGCUGUGGAAUGUGAGAGAGUGGCCCCGGAGAACCGGAAGGAGUGCAGAAUCUUCAAUUUGUGUUUUCAUCAUUUCGAUGAUUUGCUUGCGUCCACUAUAUUGCGGAAGGCGACAGAGUCUGCCGAUUCUUUUAUGUAG
Aspergillus nomiae NRRL 13137 is the source of this 522-nucleotide messenger RNA. RefSeq lists its product as uncharacterized. The transcript has a single exon. Lineage: Eukaryota; Fungi; Ascomycota; Eurotiomycetes; Eurotiales; Aspergillaceae. The record is from RefSeq and is a predicted model, not a curated record. The coding region runs from base 1 to 522 and encodes 173 amino acids.